GUCAGCACGUCACAGUUGCCAGUGGCUCCUCCGCGCUGCACGGUCUCAUCCUGUGGCUCCACGGCGACUCGGUCUGGCGAGCGAGACCGCUGCACUUCGCUCAGUCGACAAAAAAGGAACCCGAGUGGAAUAUCAAACACUCCGCGGCGCUUGCUGUUCCUGCAGGAUACACCCUGGUGCAACUGGAACAGGAGGGACCGCGUCUUCGGGACUGGUCACACUUGUCCUUGCCUGUGUUUAUGGUGGGAAAUGGUUACUCCCUCAGUGUGACGCCGGCGCUGAGGAAGGGCAGACGUCUGCACACGUCGCCCGCACUCGGUGCCUCUCUCACUCGUUCUCUUUCUUUCCUUGCUCUCGGCCCUCGCAUGGCCACUGCAUGACCUAUGGCGAGGAAGCUGUAGAACAUUCGACAAAGGUCAAAAGACGCUUAUAGUUAUUACUGGAAUACAACAGUGCUGAAGGGAAGUGAUGGCGCACUUGGAUCGAGCUGAAGGCAGGAUAUGAAACAUUUCUGGCGUAGAUGAUAGCGGCGACGAUGGAACCUCUUCAUCAUCACUCGCUAGGAGGGUUGCUAUGACGACGCCUCGCAUGCAUGUCAGCAGCCUCCUCGCCGGGAAGUCACAGAGGAAGUGGUGACUAUGAGCAGCGCAACGCCAGCACCCAUCGUUCUCGUCCUGGUCUCCGCUCUGCUGGUCACCUGCAAUGUCUUCUGGCUCUACUCCUCCAGCACCUACAGCCACAGGGUGGGCGUCUGCGGCCACGACUUCGAGGCGUGGGGUUCGGGCAACCUCAGCACUUCCGGCCGGAGGGACUACCAGCAGGUGGUUGGCAGCGGACUGAUGGACGUGCCCUUCCCCAUCCCCAUCCCCAACGACACCGUCCUCCUAGGCAGCGAUGAGGAGGUGGAGGAGGGGUCGUUGCGAUUCGUGACGAUCGGCAUCUCGUCAGUGUGGCGGAAGGACGACUACCUGACGCGGACCAUCGACUCCAUCCUGAAGGAGACGACGGAGGAGGAGCGCGGGGACAUCUUCAUCUUCCUCCUCCUGGCCGACGCCGACCCCGCUCUCAGGUACAAAUUGCGUCAGUGCUUAGCAGGAUGGUGAUAAAACAAGGA
Messenger RNA from Penaeus monodon (black tiger shrimp), 1114 nucleotides. RefSeq lists its product as uncharacterized. The record is from RefSeq and is a predicted model, not a curated record. The transcript is spliced from 5 exons. NCBI's taxonomy places the organism in Eukaryota, Metazoa, Arthropoda, Malacostraca, Decapoda, Penaeidae. The coding region runs from base 639 to 1103 and encodes 154 amino acids.